GUUGGUGCUCGGGGCCUUCUGUGUUGCCACGGGCACAGUGCUGCUCACACCAUGGCUUGGGUCAUGAAUGCGCCACAGCCUCUCGAGAGACGUGGGUCCUCGGAGCCUCUUUAGUGCCGGAGCUCGGGCCGCAGGCGACUCCGCGGAGGUGAAAAAACAGAACCUCUGGAAUGGAUGGACUCUUCCCGAGCAGCUUUGCUAAUUUGCAGCAGCUGGACAAUGCUCCUCUUUAACACCUGUCGGCAUAAUCUUCACAUCAUUUCACUCUGGUGGCAGGGACUCAGCUCUGAAUUCUGUAUAGAAAAAGCACCUGGAUCCCAGUCUUUCAAUGGCUUCGAGACAACCAGAAAUGCCUGCCCUUGAGCCUAGGGGGCCUCUAGGCAAGAUGUCCCUGCCCAUCGGGACGUACCACCGGGCAUUCAGCUAUGAUGAUGCCCUGGAGGACCCUACGCCCAUGAUUCCUCCUCCAUCAGACAUGGACAGCAUCCCCUGGAAGCCAGUGAUUCCAGAGUGCAAGUAUCAGCACCUCGCCAAGGUGGAGGAAGGAGAGGCCAGUGUCUCGUCCCAUGCCCUGCCAUCGGCCACUGACGGUGCGGACAAGGUCCCCGUGGUGAAGGCUAAAGCUACCCAUGUCAUCAUGAGGUUUCUGAUCACAAAACAGACCCAGGAGAGUAUUCAGCGUUUUGAGCACCAGGCAGGGCUGAGAGAUGCUGGCUACACACCCCACAAGGGCCUCACCACCGAGGAGACCAAGUACCCUCGAGUGGCAGAAGCACUCCACAAACGAAAGCUCCAGAGUGGAGAGAUAACAAGAGAGGAGAAGCAGCCGGCCUCCACCCAGUCCACCCCAAGCAGUAACUCCCACUCUUCCCCUAAGCAGAAGCCCAGAGGCUGGUUCACUUCUGGUUCUUCCACAGCCUUACCUGGCCCCAAUCUUAGCACCAUGGAUUCUGGAAGCGGGGAAAAAGACAGAAGCUCGGCAGAUAAAUGGAGCCUCUUUGGACCAAGAUCCCUCCAGAAGUCUGAUUCCGGAGGUUCUGCCAUCCAGGCCUACAAAGGAGCCCAGAAGCCUUCUCCAGUGGAACUGAUCUGCAUGCAGGCCACCCGAAUGGCCGAGGAUCCAGCAGUGUUCAAGCCACCCAAAAUGGACAUCCCAGUGACAGAAGGGAAGAAACAGCUGCCGCGGGCCCACAAUCUCAAACCGUAGGACUUGAAUGUUCUCACACCCACUGGUUUCUAGAGCUCUUUCUGUUCCAGGGACUCUGGAUAG
Orcinus orca (killer whale) is the source of this 1270-nucleotide messenger RNA. Its product is annotated as putative monooxygenase p33MONOX. NCBI's taxonomy places the organism in Eukaryota, Metazoa, Chordata, Mammalia, Artiodactyla, Delphinidae. The coding region runs from base 329 to 1207 and encodes 292 amino acids. The record is from RefSeq and is a predicted model, not a curated record. The transcript has a single exon. Gene Ontology annotation, cellular component: cytoplasm.